UCUGCUUGUGCUUAGCAUAACAUAUAUCAGACUAAAUCAAUGAUUCAAAUAUUAUUUGCUGAGAAAACCAAAAUUUGCCAGAAAACCAAAAUUUGCCAGAAAUGGACAUUUGGCAAUCCGUGAUUCCAUUGCAACCUAAAAGCUACAACGCAUACGGACGUAUUAUGUUGAUAUCAAUUUCCGUGCUUGCCGCCAUCGUAAUAGCAUUUGCUACAAACCUUAACGAAAAGGAAAGCUUUCGUUGUAAUCCUAACAAAACCAUAGCUUCAGAUUUGAAUGCGAAGAACUUUGUUACGACAAACUGCUAUAUGAAAUACGAAAAGAUAUACCAUCGAUCAAUGUCUGUUGCCACAUUCGUCGUUGUGAAUUUUGGACUUAUGUUUUUAUUCUCUGUCGCUUAUGUAAGCUUAUCAAAUUCGAUUGUGGAAAAAUUUGAAAGUGAAUCUAGCAGAAGCAUUGAAGACUUCGGUCAAGAAUCGUUAAAGAAGGAAAAGCGAUUGUAUGUAUUUCCUUUCUAUAUACUGCAUUUACUUAUUGGUCGAAUUUUUCCAAUAUUUCUCUUCCUUCUUGUUCUGCACUCCGCAAAUUUUCCAAUAAAGUUUCAGUGCUCAUAUCCAGUUGAACUAAACAUUGCUGAAAACAAAACCAAUCAGGGAAAUUUGGCAGAAUCCAAAAAAGAAAAAGUUUUAUCAAAUUCAACAGUUCAUUGUGUAAAUCCAUUAGGAGAAAAGUUUGAAACACUUGCGACUUCAGUCCUUUGGGCAGAUUGCGUUAUUGGUUUUGCUGCAUUGAUCGAAGUUGUAUAUUUACUUCGGUGUUACUACAAGAUGGGCAGUGAUUUUGCAAGCGAUCUAGAGUUCUGCUCUGUAUAUUUGCUUGAAAAAAGAAAUUUGACGAUUCGUCAAAUAAUCAAACAGCUACGGAAGACACUCAAAGUUGACAAACAGUUUUUGAAUAUUAAUUUGGGAUUAGAUCAAAAUGGACAAACAUUAGAAAACUUGCAUUUCCGGUUUCUUCAGGUUAAUGAAAUCAAAAGCAAGUACUCACAAAGACAUGAAAUUUACAACGUACACCUUAAUCGAGAUCAACCUUUCCUAAAGUCACCACUAGUUCACCUUUUCCCAUUAGAUCAAAUUGAGAUUGUUGUUGAUGACAACAGCAACUCUGCAAAUAAAAAAACUGAGGAGCCAGUCUUGCUUAACUUAAGCGGCAAGAUCAUGGUCGUUGGUCGUCCUGGAAUAGGCAAGACUAUUUUUGUUAAAUCUGUUCUUUACAGAUGGGCGCAAGAUAAAUUCAUAGAAAAUAAAGUGGUAAUUUUUCUCAAAUUUCGAAUGUUCCGAAGAAAUAAGGCAACCACAUUUAAGAAAAUGUUAAGCCACGGAGAUGGAAUAGAGCCAGGAAGAAAUUUCGACGAAUUGUACAAAUUUGUCUUAGCAAACCCCGAAAAAAUUCUCAUAAUUUUUGAUGGCAUUGAUGAUAUCAAAGUAGAUAAUGUUCAAUGUUCGGAAGAGUUAGAUAACGACACAAAGGACUACGAGGAUCCAAUGCCAAUGUUUUCAAUUUACAUAAAGUUACUAAAAAACGAAUUUCUUCCUGGUGCUACAAUUUUAACAACGUCGAGAUAUUCUCAUCAAACUGAUAACAUAUGUUAUGCUUUUAAGAUACGGUUUGAUACGUGUUUGGAAGUCUUAGGUUUUUCCAAGAUCGAAAUUAGAUGCUAUAUCCAAAGAUUCUGCAAACAAGACCUUGCUAGUGAUCAAAUUUGGGAAAUAAUCCAAAAUAGUCCAGAGUUUUUAAGUUUAUGUUACGUGCCUGCAAUUUGUGUGCUUGUUUGUUCAACUUUGAAAGAAUGCCUUGAAUGUGGAAAGAAGGAAACAAUUCAAUAUCGGGCUAAGUAUUUUCCAAAGACUAUCACUGAAUUGUAUCAACGAGCCAUACGAGUUAUUAUAUGGGAUAAACUAAAUUACAAAAGAUCAUUUGGAGGAAUGUUUUCUAGAGACUACCUGACUUCCAGUAUACCACAAUCGCCUGAAAAUUUAAUGAAGACUUUAAAAAAAUUAGCAAAAUUGAAGUUGGAGUCAGAGGAAGCAAGCUUUCAACUGGAAUUUAGUGAUUUUUCUCAAAAGAUCGUAAGCUGUGGUUUACUUGUGUCUCUACCUGAGCAGUAUUAUCGUUUUCUUCAUGUCACAAUACAGGAAUUUCUUGCAGCCAUGCAAAUUGUUGAUGAGAUAAAGAAUACAAUGGACGUAAGGCUGUUUAUUAGCUCUUUGUCAAGUUACAAGGACAAACCAAGGUGGCACUUGGUGCUCCAGUUUGCUACUGGUUUACUUGCUGAAAAGAUUAGAAAGAAUGAAAUAGAUGUGCCUUUUGAAACCAUUCGCCCAAGCCUUGUGCGUUUGAUACAACCUUUGAUGAACUCAAACAACACAAAUGAAAUACAUCAAAGAAGAUUUGCCUUGUUUCUCAUCAAGUGUCUCCACGAAAUGCAAGAUUUCAACAAUAUUAGGCAAUGUGCUAAUAAAGUCGAUGGAAAAGGAAACUUAUCAUGUGAUUUAGGGCAUUUAAGUAUUCUUCCAGUCGACACGAUGUCGUUGUUCCAAUUUCUUAUCAAUGUUAGAAAUUUAACACACCUUAAUCUUACCAGAAAUGAAAUUUCCGAUAUUGGUUGCACAGCAUUAGUAAAUUUACUUAAUAAAUGCAUGAAUCUGAAAACUUUAAAUUUGACUGCAAACUUCAUAAGUGAUGAUGGAAUUGCAAUCAUUAGCAAUACACUUAAUGAUAGGAAUCGAUCUUUAUCUAAAUUGUGUCUUGAUAUAAACUCAAUUACAGAAGAAGGUGCAACAGCUCUGUGCAAUGCAAUGACUAAGGAGAAAUUAAAACUUACUAAUCUAAGUCUACGGACCAACAGACUCGGAUGCCAAGGAGUACAGAACCUUUACGAUGCAUUAACACAUCCUUGUUGCAGGCUCACAAGUCUAAAUUUGCAAAGCAAUAAAAUUGGCCACGGAGGAGUCAAUUCUCUCUGCGAGGCCAUUCAAAAUCGUUACUGUCGAGUCAAUGACCUAUUUCUUGGUAGAAAUGAAUUGGAAAAAGUUGAUAUCGAAAAUAUCAGUAAAGUUCUCAAGACAAAAAACAAUCUAUUAACGAAAUUACAUCUUCAAGCAAAUAAAUUAAAUUCGAGUGACAUAGUGCCUCUUUGUGAAGCACUGAAAACGAACAGCUGCAAAUUGACCGAUCUUGAUCUUUCUGGUAACGAGUUAAAAGAAGAUGGUGCAAAAUACUUAAGAGAUGCACUCACGACUGUCGACAACUGUGGGCUUCAACUUUUAUCUCUUAAUUCUUGUAUGCUUCAAGAUGCUGGUGUGCACUACAUCUGCCAAGCACUGGAAAACGAGGAAUGCAAACUUACAAAUUUACAAAUCUCAUACAACGGAAUUGGUAGAGAAGGUGUGCAACAUCUCUGCACGGCAUUGACUAAUAAAAAUUGUAAACUUCGUAAUCUUGGAAUAGCUGGCAAUAACAUUACGAGAACAGAUGUGCAACGUAUUCAUGAAUCUGUGAAAUAUGCACAAAGAGAGAAUCCUGGUCGUGUUAGACUAGUGACAUUUAGUUAAUUAAUUAUUGAAACCUGUCCGGUUCAGGUAUUUUUUUAAAGUACAGAAACAAAAGCAGACCCAGCAAUUGAAGACGUUUCGCUUGUGAAAAUGCCUUUUAUAUUAUCUAUUCUGACGUUAAAUUUUUUCAUAAAUUUUAGUUACAAAUACUAUUUUUGUAAUAAGUUAGGAAAGAAAUCUUAUGAAACCCAGAAGGAAUUGAAAAAAGACCAUUCUACUUAGGGGCUGUUUAUAUGAGCCCGGCUAACCGGGAUUCAGUGAGGUGUUAAAUGACUUUGGCAAAUGGAAACGGUUUCAUACUUAUAAUUAGAUAAAUCUUCUCGAAAAAUUUCACAGUAUUCUAUAAUUUAAUAACUACUAAUUUAAUAAAACAUUUAAAAUUGAAA
This is a messenger RNA of Xenia sp. Carnegie-2017, 4000 nucleotides long. Its product is annotated as NACHT, LRR and PYD domains-containing protein 3-like. Gene Ontology annotation, molecular function: protein binding. The record is from RefSeq and is a predicted model, not a curated record. Gene Ontology annotation, cellular component: cytoplasm. The transcript has 2 exons. Bases 102 to 3614 code for a protein of 1170 amino acids. NCBI's taxonomy places the organism in Eukaryota, Metazoa, Cnidaria, Anthozoa, Malacalcyonacea, Xeniidae.